Lactuca sativa (garden lettuce) is the source of this 2468-nucleotide messenger RNA. RefSeq names its product beta-galactosidase 3. Gene Ontology annotation, molecular function: hydrolase activity, hydrolyzing O-glycosyl compounds. The record is from RefSeq and is a predicted model, not a curated record. NCBI's taxonomy places the organism in Eukaryota, Viridiplantae, Streptophyta, Magnoliopsida, Asterales, Asteraceae. Gene Ontology annotation, biological process: carbohydrate metabolic process.
AAAAAGCCCUCCAUCUUGCUCUAGUUGAAAGAAAUGGCAGCUACCUCAGCUUCCAAAUGGGUUUCACUACUCAUCGUUUCAUUUCUGCUAUGUAUCGACUUCACAAAAUGCAGCGUAACCUACGACAAGAAAUCUCUCAUCAUCAAUGGCAGAAGAAGAAUCCUCAUGUCUGGUUCUAUACAUUAUCCAAGAAGCACCCCUGAAAUGUGGGAAGAUCUCAUCUUAAAAGCCAAAAAUGGAGGACUUGAUGUGAUCGAUACUUAUGUUUUCUGGAAUGGGCAUGAACCUUCUCCAGGAAAUUAUAAUUUUGAAGGAAGAUAUGAUUUGAUUCGGUUUGUGAAACUGGUUCAGAAAGCUGGGAUGUAUAUGCAUCUUCGAAUUGGACCAUUUGUUUGUGCAGAGUGGAAUUUUGGAGGUUUUCCUGUUUGGUUGAAGUAUGUUCCUGGAAUCAGCUUUAGAACUGAUAACGAACCUUUCAAGAUGGCAAUGCAAAAGUUCACCACAAAAAUAGUGGAAAUGAUGAAGUACGAAAAAUUGUUCGAGUCACAAGGUGGCCCAAUUAUUCUCUCUCAGAUAGAGAAUGAAUAUGGGGCAGAAAGCAAAGCAUAUGGUGCAGCUGGUCAUGCUUACUUGACUUGGGCUGCCAAAAUGGCUGUUGGAUUGGACACUGGUGUCCCGUGGGUCAUGUGCAAGCAAGAUGAUGCUCCCGAUCCUAUUAUAAAUACUUGCAAUGGGUUCUAUUGUGAUUAUUUCUCUCCAAAUAACAAAGAAACAAAACCUACAAUGUGGACAGAGGCUUGGAGCGGAUGGUUCUCGGAUUUUGGUGGACCGGUUCCCCAUCGACCCGUUCAAGAUUUGGCGUUUGCAGUUGCCCGAUUCAUUCAAAAGGGAGGCUCGUUCACGAAUUAUUACAUGUAUCACGGAGGAACAAAUUUUGGAAGGACAGCCGGAGGCCCGUUCAUCACUACCAGCUACGAUUAUGAUGCUCCUAUAGACGAAUACGGUUUGCUAAGGCAACCAAAAUAUAACCACUUGAAGGAGCUUCAUAAAGCUAUAAAAUUAAGCGAACGAGCACUCGUUUCAGCUGAUCCUACUUUUAUUUCCUUAGGAACCUACGAACAGGCACAUGUAUUUUCUUCAAAAACCGGAGGUUGUGCUGCGUUUUUAGCCAAUUAUCAUCUCAAUUCAUCCACAACAGUCACAUUCAGAAACAUGCAUUACAAUCUGCCUCCAUGGUCAAUCAGCAUUCUUCCUGAUUGCAAAAAUGUAGCUUUCAAUACAGCUCAGAUUGGAUCAAAGACAUCUCUUGUAAAUAUGUUGCCAACACAUGUGAAUAGACUUCCAUGGCAAACUUUCAGUGAAGAUGUUUCAUCUGUUGAUAUUGGAUCAAAGAUGAUAGUUUCUGGUUUGUUGGAUCAGUUGAGUGUAACUAGAGAUGCAAGUGAUUAUCUUUGGUAUUCAACCAGUGUUGUGAUAAAGCCAUGGGAAAUACACGGGAAUAGUGUUCCGACGCUAACAGUGGAUUCCCAAGGCCAUGCUUUACAUGUUUUCAUCAAUGGCCAGCUAUCAGGAUCGGCGUUCGGAAAUCCAGAAAAUAAGAACGUUAAGUUCACCGGAAACGCUAAUCUACACGCCGGAAUAAACAAGAUCUCGCUGCUAAGUGUCGCCGUAGGGUUACAAAACAACGGGCCACAUUUUGAGCUAUGGAAGACUGGAGUUUUAGGACCUGUUGUGUUACACGGAGUAGAUCGUGGAUCGAGGGAUAUUUCCAGGCAGAAAUGGUCAUACAAGGUAGGCCUGAAGGGAGAAUCGCAAAAUUUAGCGUCGCCGACGGGGGUUUCUUCAGUAGAUUGGAUUGAAUCAUCGUUGCUUCAACAAAACCAUAGGCCACUUACUUGGUACAAGGCUUAUUUCAAUGCACCAGAAGGGGUUGAGCCUCUAGCUAUUGACAUGAAGAGAAUGGGAAAGGGUCAAGUAUGGAUCAAUGGUCAAAGCAUAGGAAGAUAUUGGACAAUUCGUGCAAAAGGGAGUUGUACCGGAUGCAACUAUGCUGGUACUUUCCGACCCGCCAAGUGUCAAACUCGUUGCGGAAAACCAACCCAAAGAUGGUACCAUGUCCCUAGAUCAUGGUUGAAGCCAACACAAAAUUUGAUAGUUGUGUUUGAAGAAAUGGGUGGGGAUCCAUCGACUAUUUCUAUUAUGAGAAGAACGUUAAAGUGAAGAUCAUAUAUAUACAAGGAAAAUAGGUGUUGUGAAGCUCAUUGAGACCUCUACCAGAGAUGUCAAAAAGUAUAGGAUACGAAUUUUGAGAUGUUUAUCCCACAUGCUAUACGAUUAUUUAAAAUUAUUGUGGUAAAAGAUGUAAUUUUUAUAAGGUAUAAGAUUAUACAAGAUAAAAGUCGAAAGAUACCAUAAAAAGGUUAAUUGUAUGGAAUGGUUGUUGGAAAGGAGAAAGUUCUUGUGAUUUA